AUGGCAAUGGUGGAACCAGUUGUUGGACAACAUUUGUCGCACCUAGUGGUACUCAACACCCUCGUGAGACCGUCAUCCCCCUUCUGUGUGAGAGUUGCAAAUCUAACCAAUGACGAUUUGUGGAUCCAGCCAAGGACAAGGAUAGGUGUUCUUCACGCAGUCAGCAACAUCGAAAGUGGUGUGGAAUUCAAGAGAGUGUCAGUCAACGAAGAAAUGGUUACGGUGCAAGAUAGCGAGAACACAUCAAUUCCAGACGUCGUGGACAAUACUGAAUGUCCUUGCAACGGACUUUCCCCAGAGCAGCAAGAAAAGCUGGACGCACUGUUGAACAAGCAUGCUUCCGUAUUUUCAAAGUCAGACGAUGACAUUGGCUACACGGAGACGGUUAAACACAAGGACGGAGGAUGACAACCAGGUUAUGCAACCCUACAGACGAACUCCCCCAAAUCAAUACCAAGAGGUGAAGGAACACAUUCAGAAAUUACUUGAUAGCUCAGUCAUUCGCGAAAGUCACAGCCCUUAUGCAUCUCCUAUUGUGUUAGUGAGAAAGAAGAACGGCUCCCUUCGCCUGUGCGUUGAUUAUCGAAAGCUCAACUUAAGAACGCAAAAGGACUCAUUCCCCUUACCCCGGAUAGACGAGUCACUUGAUGCUCUCAAUGGUGCACAGUGGUUUACAACAUUAGAUCUUACAAGCAGUUUUAAUCAGGUCGCAGUCGAAGAGAAAGACAAACCGAAGACCGCAUUCACUACUCCGUUUGGACUGUUUGAAUAUAAUCGAAUGCCGUUUGGCCUCUGUGGUGCCCCUGCAACGUUUCAGCGACUGAUGCAAAGCUGCCUUCACGACCAGAUCUAUCAACUGUUGUUGGUUUACCUCGAUGACGUUAUUGUUUUCUCAAAAACAUUUGACGAACACUUGGAAAGACUGGAUAAAGUUUUAACGAGGCUAGCGCAACAAGGGUUAAAGAUAAAGCGAGAGAAAUGCAGUUUUCUUAGAAAAGAAGUUUCGUAUCUGGGAUAUGUGGUUUCAUCUGACGGUGUCUCGACUGACCCUGACAAAAUAUCCGUGGUGAAAAAUUGGCCGGUACCCAAGACUGUGAAAGAACUUCGCUCGUUUUCUUGGAUUUGCUAGCUACUAUCGUCGCUUCGUAAAAGAUUUCUCCAAGGUCGCUGACCCACUGCAUGAAUUACAGAACCGGUGUUUACACGAACUGAAACUAAAGAAACAUCUGUUAGUACCCUUCCCAAAGCGUUGGGAAAUUGUUUAUCAACAAGCCUUCGAUAGGCUUAAGCAUUUGUUGACAACUGCGCCAGUAUUGGGAUAUGCAGACUUGUCGCAACCAUUCAUACUUGAGACUGAUGCUAGCCACCAAGGACUUGGUGCGGUUCUUUCCCAAGAACUUCAAGGAAAGAGACGGGUUAUUGCGUACGCAAGUAGACGACUAAGACCAACUGAACGCAAUAUGGACAAUUAUAGCUCCAUGAAAUUAGAAAUGUUGGCUUUGAAAUGGACAAUACUGAAUGUCCUUGCAACGGACUUUCCCCAGAGCAGCAAGAAAAGCUGGACGCACUGUUGA
Paramuricea clavata is the source of this 1574-nucleotide messenger RNA. The record is from the annotation of a GenBank genome assembly. Lineage: Eukaryota; Metazoa; Cnidaria; Anthozoa; Malacalcyonacea; Plexauridae.